Messenger RNA from Spinacia oleracea (spinach), 1272 nucleotides. Its product is annotated as probable cytokinin riboside 5'-monophosphate phosphoribohydrolase LOGL10. Gene Ontology annotation, biological process: cytokinin biosynthetic process. Bases 240 to 944 code for a protein of 234 amino acids. NCBI's taxonomy places the organism in Eukaryota, Viridiplantae, Streptophyta, Magnoliopsida, Caryophyllales, Amaranthaceae. The record is from RefSeq and is a predicted model, not a curated record. Gene Ontology annotation, molecular function: hydrolase activity, hydrolyzing N-glycosyl compounds. The transcript is spliced from 7 exons. Gene Ontology annotation, cellular component: cytosol; nucleus.
UUAGUAUACUCAAGUAGAAGUAAACCAAACACCCCCUUUUUUUUUUCUCUCUAGUGAACCUUUGUUUUGUACCAACAAACACUAACACCCAAAAAAACAAACACCCCACAUCAUCUUAAUUAUCUUUUCUUUAUUCCCAAACCAAAUAUUCAACCCAGGCCAUUUAUUGUACGAACUUAGAACAAAAAUAUAACCAAAAUAAGCAAAAUAUACCAUUAUAGAUACUUUUCGAUCUACUAAUGGAAAACGAUCAAAAUCCGGAAAUGUUAGCGAGUAUGAUGAUGAUGAAGAAGUUAUCGGGCAGUUCGUCGAGGUUUAAGCGAAUAUGUGUGUUUUGUGGUAGUAGCGCCGGGAAGAACCCUAGCUUCCGUGUUGCUGCUCUUCAGCUUGCUAACCAACUGAUUGAAAGGAAAAUAGACUUGGUUUACGGCGGAGGAAGCAUUGGGUUGAUGGGUAUGGUUUCUCAAGCGGUUUAUAAUGGAGGUCGUCAUGUAUUGGGAGUAAUUCCGAAGACCCUUAUGCGUAAAGAGAUAACUGGUGAAACAGUGGGGGAAGUGAGAGUUGUAUCUGGUAUGCAUCAACGCAAAGCAGAAAUGGCUCGCCAAGCUGAUGCUUUCAUUGCUUUACCAGGAGGUUAUGGCACUUUGGAAGAAUUGCUGGAAGUUAUCACUUGGGCUCAACUAGGAAUUCAUGAUAAGCCGGUUGGGUUGCUAAACGUUGAUGGGUACUAUAACUCAUUAUUGUCCUUCAUCGACAAGGCUGUUGACGAGGGUUUCAUUGCUCCAGCUGCCCGUACUAUUAUUGUUUCUGCCCCUACUGCCCAAGAACUAAUGUCCAAGCUUCAGGACUACGUUCCAAACCACCACGAUGAAACGCCAAAACUAAGGUGGGAGAAGGAGCAGCAGCUAGGAUAUGGUACAACCAAGUCAGAAAUCUCUCGUUGAUUUCAACAACCAAUCAAGUGAAAUCACGUGUCACUGAACAAAUCGUCUUUAGUAUAGUUUAAAACUAAAAUAUUUAACGACCAAAUUGUGCAAUAUAGAAUUACAUUUGUCAUUUUGGGGGAAAGUGUAACAAUACGCAAUUGUUCAUAGAUUUAGGGGCCAUAUGCCCAUAUUUGUUACAUCCCCAUGAUAUAUGCUUUUUUUUAAGUCUUAAGAUAGUUUAUGGGUAGUAUUAUAGACUUGAUUAUAGUAUAUGAAAAUUGAUAUAUAACUUUACAUUAUGAGAUCUAGAUUGAUUUUGUUAAUGAUAAAUUAUACUUUUCAGUUA